Molecule: messenger RNA, 822 nt
Organism: Erigeron canadensis
Lineage: Eukaryota; Viridiplantae; Streptophyta; Magnoliopsida; Asterales; Asteraceae
Product: homeobox-leucine zipper protein ATHB-40
Exons: 3
Coding region: 67-702 (211 amino acids)
Biological process (GO): positive regulation of DNA-templated transcription
Cellular component (GO): nucleus
Molecular function (GO): sequence-specific DNA binding; DNA-binding transcription factor activity, RNA polymerase II-specific
Source: RefSeq, a predicted model, not a curated record
CUUGUUUCACCAAAGAAACACACAUUUGCCAAGUGUAGAGAGACACCCACAGAGGAAAAUAAACAUAUGACAACCAAUAUGAAAACCCAAACUCAAACUCAGGUUGAUGAGCAAAUGGUUCUCCUCUCCCAGUAUUAUCCUGGGAUAUAUGACCAACUAAUACCAGAACAAGGGGAAGUGGUGAAACCAAGAAGAAGGCGAAAGAAGAACAAAGCAGAUGGAAGUGGCAGUGGGAUGAGAAAAAGGAAACUAAGUGAUCAGCAAGUGACCAUGUUAGAAGAAAACUUUGGAAAUGAACACAAGCUGGAAUCAGAAAGAAAGGACCGGCUAGCCUCUGAGCUCGGGUUAGACCCGCGCCAAGUGGCUGUUUGGUUCCAGAACCGCAGGGCUCGAUGGAAGAGCAAGAAGCUUGAAGAGGAAUACAACAAGCUGAAAACUGAACAUGACUCCACUGUUCUUGACAAAUGCCGCCUUGAAACUGAGGUAUUGAAGCUCAAAGAGCAACUCUCUGAAGCAGAAAAGGAGAUAAAUCGACUUGUGGAGAGGUCAGACGGAAUAUCGAGCACAAGCCCGAGUUCGUCAUUCUCUAUGGAAGCGAUGGAGCCGCCAUUUCUCGGGGGAUUUGGGAUGGAAGGGUUGGAGAAUGUAUUUUACUUGCCGGAAAACAACUAUAUACAGGGAUUGGAUUGGUUGAACAUCUAAUUAAGGAAAAUGUAAUUAAAUAAUUAUAGUAUUGUAGUCGUGUAGAUAGGUGUCGAUCUAAUGUAAAUCUUCUCGGUAUCCUUGCUUUAUCGUAUUAAUUAGUUCAUCGUAUUUAAUUUC